Aspergillus japonicus CBS 114.51 is the source of this 1063-nucleotide messenger RNA. RefSeq lists its product as uncharacterized. Bases 92 to 970 code for a protein of 292 amino acids. The record is from RefSeq and is a predicted model, not a curated record. The transcript has 5 exons. NCBI's taxonomy places the organism in Eukaryota, Fungi, Ascomycota, Eurotiomycetes, Eurotiales, Aspergillaceae.
GCUGCGAAAAAGCUCCAGGGUUCUCUCUGUCCAUAUAUACCUUCGAUGAACCACUCCCCAACCCUGGUCAUGUGCUUUUCAUUCUUGCCUUAUGUUUUUGUUUUGCUUAUUCACCUGGGGCCUUUGCCUGUCCUUGUCUGCUGAUUCACAAAUUGACCGUCAUUUUCUUUUGUAUUAUUGGAGUCGUUUUCAUUUCUUGUUUUUUUUUUUUUAUUAUUGCUCAGAUUAUCCUGACCAUUACUUUCAUCAUCCUCAUUCGGCUUCUUAUCUACUUCAGCCCUGUAUCCUCGCUUCUUGCGACUUCCGCGUAUUUAUUUCUUAUUUCCUUUUUUCCCUUUCAUGUAUUAGUCACGUCUCUGACACUGACGCCUUCGGGCUCUUCUAUGACAAUAGGUCUCCUCCAACAUCGAAACGAAUUAAGACCUCCGUCCCCGCCAACGCACCAUCCCAUCUGUUAGCUCCGCAACAAGUCAAUCCCUACUCACGAGUGCCUUCAUACGAGGGCAUUCCUAUGCCCCAAACUCAGAUUCCUCCGCCGAACCCGCGCAAACGCCGUGCUUCGCCCCAAGCAGGCACCACCGCGGCCAUGCCAGCUUCAGGCGCGACCGGAGCCGGAGGCGAGCCCGGGCAUGAACAGGGGUCUGGAGUACCAGAGCCUACACCGAAGAAAAAAGGAAGGACCAAUACUCCCUGGACUGCAGAAGAGGAACAGCGGUUGAAGACUAUGCGCGAUGCUGGACGCAGCUGGAGCGAAAUUGCCAAGACUUUCCCCACUCGGACCGAGGGAAGUGUCAAGAAGCAUUGGUAUAAGGACAUGCACUACGCUGAAUUUGCGGAAGAUGAGUCUGUAGCGCUUCGCGAUGCGAUCAAAGAAUACGAGGCGAACAAGUGGAAAGUAAUCGGGCAGAAAGUUGGGAAGCCAGCCAAGGCCUGUGAACAGUAUGCGAAAGAACAUUUCAAGGACCUCUAGAGUUUACGAAAGAUGACGACGUGAUGACUAUCUGCAUAUUCUUGCCCACUGGUCGAUCCAAGGCAUGAGAUAUGACUUAAGCUGAUCUGAGCC